Messenger RNA from Physcomitrium patens, 1873 nucleotides. RefSeq names its product auxin-repressed 12.5 kDa protein. NCBI's taxonomy places the organism in Eukaryota, Viridiplantae, Streptophyta, Bryopsida, Funariales, Funariaceae. The record is from RefSeq and is a predicted model, not a curated record.
AUCUUGCCGCGGAUAGAGUUUAAGAAGGGAUCGUCCCCUCAGACUCUGAACCUUUUCCACAGCUUCUCGCAGAGAGUCAUCCAGCCUGUCUCUGAAGCUGCUGUGACGCCGUGUGACGCCGUACCGCACUCGUUUCGCGGAUUUCCCCCCCUCCUCUCCGCGUCUACACCUCCAGGAAGUCUUUGAAGCAACGAAGUUUUGUCCAAUUUUGGUUCAGUUUUGAUUGCAGAUCGUGUUGAAGAUCUCGUCGGUGUGUGAAUUAAUUAGCGAAGUAGGAGAGUUUGUGAAGCAGUUCAAAAUCUCAAGAUUACUCACUUGUUGUGAGAGUCUCACGUCUUUGAAGUGGUGUUUGAAGCCGCUUAAAUCACGACCAUAUUGAGCUUUAAGGUGUGCAGAAGGCAUCUCUUGAGUGGAGAGAGAAGUCUUGGUCGCCUUUCGUUCUAAUUUCCACAAUGGGGCUCUUGGACAAACUCUGGGACGAUGUCGUUGCUGGACCUCAACCAGACCAGGGGUUGAAGAAGCUGCGCAAGGAGCGGUUGGCUGCGGGCUUGUCAGAUGUGUUUCAAGAUGAAAACGAUGAUUACGCGCAGCGGAUAAUGGAUCGGCGGAGGAGCGCUGAAUUUCAGCGUUCUCAGGCUGAGGCCCGUCAUGUGACUCAAAGCAUUUCAAUCAAGAAGCCACCUAUGCUUCGUCCAUUGGAUACCGACUCUGCUGCGAAUUCCCUAGGAAGCUAUGGGGAGUUCUCCAGUCCACCUGCUUCGCCUUCUCUGGCCUCGCCUUCUCCAAGAAUGUCUAGGGACAAGGAUCGAAGGUGGCGUAGCGUCUUUCAUCCGGACGCCAGGGAGAUGUCACGAAGCUGCUCCGGCAAGCACGAGCACGUUCCCCCUCCAACCUCACCCACAGUGUAUGACUGGGUGGUGAUUUCUGCUCUCGAUCGCUAGGGAUCUAUCGAUUUGCGGCAGGUUGGCCCUGGUGCAGGAUUAAUUGGCUUCCACUCCUACCUUGUCAUUCAUGAAAGUCGCUUUUUAUGACUUUCUGAGUUCGGGUAGUAGUCAUACUUGGGAUGUGUCGGAGGAAAUGUUAAACUGUGUACUUAGGACUGGUAUUUCUACAGUGAAGGUUUGUGAUCAGCGUCGUCGGCUGUGAGCUGGGAAGUAGAAUGUAAACAUGACGUUUGCAUUAACAGGAGCGAGGUGCAAGCUUCGUACUCGACGCUUGUUGGGACAAUGGUGCUAAAAGAAAUGGGCCUGUCCUUCACCCGUGAAUUCUCUAAUGCAAGCAGUCACAGAGAAUUAGCAAUAGCGUAUUACAUAUUUUGACGACUGUUCCAAACUUACAAGGAUGUAUAGAGUAAAUCUAGAUGACUAUGGCUUCCAGAUCCUGCUGGGAUCUUGACAUCCGUUCUAUGUCGUCUUUUGGGACAGAGGAACGUGAAACUUUAGAUGAUGAUGAAAAAUGUAGAGUAGAGAUGGACAUUCAGAUCCAUGGUUCAUGUGCAUGGAUUAUACAGCGAAGAUGCUGAUGCAGUUUACAGCCUGCAGCAGCCUGAGCCAGGGGUGUGUGUUGAGGGUUUGGGAGUAUGCACUGUACAGUGCUGGACGAGGUCCUUCAGUGCUGAACGUUGGCUGCGACUUCUGCAGUCCAACUUGUUUUUGCAGGAGAUAGGCAUCGCGACGCUUUUUGUAUAUUUAUUUGUAGAAGGCUUUUCCAAAGUAAUACAGUUUGCAGCUGACGUCGCAGAGAACGAUCUAUAUUGGCCCAGCUUUGACUGAAGGUGGUGAUUGAAGAGGGGCCAGGAUCUUGUAUGUAGGUUUAUAAAUAUACGAUUUGUGUUCGUUACCAUGUAAUACUGGAAUCUAUGGUUUGCAGUGUA